This is a messenger RNA of Aspergillus affinis, 2529 nucleotides long. RefSeq lists its product as uncharacterized. Lineage: Eukaryota; Fungi; Ascomycota; Eurotiomycetes; Eurotiales; Aspergillaceae. Bases 1 to 2529 code for a protein of 842 amino acids. The transcript has 2 exons. The record is from RefSeq and is a predicted model, not a curated record.
AUGGGUGCAGACAGCAAUCCGACGCGUGGAGUUUUGGGUAUACCGUUGACUUGGCGGGAGAAAUUUCGCUAUUCCAAUCUUCCUAAUAAAUCAAAGCGCAAAUAUUCACUAUGGAAAGACGUUUUAUUACUACGCAAACUGCUUGGACUCGGAAAGACCGAGGAAGGCAGUGACUGGAUUAAAGGGGUGGUCAUUUGCACUUGCAUCACCGGCCUGAUCCUCGCCAUCAACAUCAUCCUGGCCAUCACGGCAACAGUCAUCGCCUAUCGGCAACAAACCAAUCGAGGACAGUUCCAAAUGGCUGAAUUAUACAAUGGACAAUGCUCGCGCUCCAGUCACUGGGCAACUGGACUCCACGCCGUGAUUAACGUGUUGAGCACAAUGCUUCUCGGAGCCAGCAACUAUGUCAUGCAGAGCCUGGGCGCACCUUCUCGGACCGAUAUCGAUCAGGCCCAUGCCAAGUCACGAUGGCUGGACAUUGGCACCUCCAGCUUUCGCAACUUUACAGUUAUGGACAUCCGACGGAAGAUCUUAUGGGCGCUGCUUCUCAUUAGCUCAACUCCAAUCCAUUUGAUUUAUAACUCGGUCAUUUUUUCAUCACUCGGGACUUUGCAAUACAGCUCUUUCGUGAUUCCCGAUGAUUUGUCGCCCACCGAGUCCUUGAUAGAUGAUGAUGCCACUGCCCGUGAGGCUUUCCUGUCCAAGGUUGGGUCUGAUGCAGCAGUAGUCCAGGCGAAAAUUUUCAACGAGGGCUUCAUCAACACAACUAUUGCGGAUUGCCUUGCCAAGUACAACGUCGAGUUCAAUACAAAGUAUGGCACGCUUAUUUUCGUGGCGAAUCGACGAUACUUUGACUACAAUAGUAGUCUGAAAAUACGAUCUUUCAACAACUAUGAUUCGAUAUACGAGCUCUUCAAUCAGACCCGUCAACCCCCAGGGCUCAAUUUUCCAAUGAGCACUGAGUACUGGAGCUAUCGCGUGUGGAACUAUUCCGUAUCCGACCCCAUAGAUUAUGAAGGUGGGCGCUGGAGCGAUUACUAUUUCUACUCAUUCAAUUUUCGCGACCGCCUGCAGCUAGAGGACGUCGACAGCGCCAAACUACGUGAUAUUCGAACACUAGCAGAUUACAACAAAGCCUACAACCCGUACCGUGAUGCCCUGCGCGAGUAUUUAGACACACCGUCUCACUGGGUAAACAGCUCUUGGGCGACCGAUGUAACAUUUGAGCUGAUCGGCCAUGAUACCUUUUUAUCAUUCGGGGAGUCCAUAUCCAUGUCGGAUAUCGGUACGACUCACUGCCUAAUCGAAAAGGCGGAACAACGCUGUCUGUUAUCUUUCAGCCCCCCAAUCGCGAUAGCCGUCAUAAUAUGCAAUGCCACCAAAUUCGUCUGCAUGUUAUUGACAGCCCGGGCCAAGCGCCAGGAUCUUAUGUUAACAGUGGGCGACGCGCUGGCAUCAUUUCUCACACGACCCGAUUUAACCACCCGUGGCCGAUGUUUCCUCUCGGUUGCAGAAAUGACCCGGGGGCCUCAAGCAUGGAGUCUCCCUGCUGUCACUCUCGAUCGAUGGAAAGGGUACACACUGCAGCAACAAACCCCGAGCCCAACGUCGCACCCGCUAGACAACCUCUCAAUGACGUCCACGUCGGCAGUCCCUGAACUUCAUCCCAGCCUUCUUCCCCACCGCAAAGGAUGGUAUCAAGCAGCCAGCUGGAGACUUUGGACGAUGGUCCUAUUCUUAUUCAUCUCUUGCAUAGCCACAACCAUAUACUUCAUCGCCCGCAGCAUUGCUAGUACCAUAAACAGCUCUGGGUACGCCAUGGGCCUGGACUUCGGGCAAAUCAGUGGAAACAACAUGAUCGAUAAUCUCUCAACAAACAUGAUUGCCCUUGUCCUUCUGGUCAACACACCGCAACUUGUUCUGUCAACGCUUUACUUUCUCACCAACAGCAUCCUUACCUGCAUGCUCGUCGCCGCAGAAUGGGACCGCUACGCGCAACAUCGCCGACCCCUCAGAGUUUCCUGGCCUCGCGGCCAGCAACGGUCGACCUAUUACCUCAGUCUACCAUACCGGUACAGCAUCCCUCUUCUUAUCCUGUCUGCCACUGUCCAUUGGCUCCUCUCGCAAAGCAUCUUUUUCGUCAACAUCAAGGCGUACCGGGUUGACGGGGAAGAGGACGAGGGACGUUCAUCCCGGGGAUGUUGUUACUCUCCGAUAGCGAUCGUUAUUACACUUUCCGUGGUGAUCUUGGCUAUGGGCCUGUUGUUGGGACUAGGGACACGGCAGUUCAAGUCACAUAUGCCGUUGGCGACGCAUUGUAGUGCAGCGAUUAGCGCGGCGUGUCAUCCACCGGAAGAGGACGAGGGAGCUGCGCUUAAGCCUGUGAUCUGGGGCGAAAUCCCUCGGGAGGAGGGAGAGCAAAUUACAGAGUAUACGGGCGCAGGGACGGGGGAUGGGUCGGAGUAUGCCCACUGUUCGUUUACGUCUUUGGAUGUUGUGGAGCCUAUUUUGGGGCGGAUGUACUGCUAG